GUCUCUCGCGCUGCACUCUCCGAAGCGGGCAAGCGGAGCCGUCGCAAUGGUGUCGUAGUGCAGCCCACCGGGUCGUUACACGUCGAACCGGCGUUUUUUGCGACUUCGCACGUGGUGAGGCACGAUCCCAUUGGCGACAGAGAGACGCCAGUCCCGAGGUCCUGUUCUUUCCGUUGGCGUCGUCGUGAGCCACGUCGUUCUUCGCAUUCCACGAUGAGCGGCCGCGUAGGAGACCUCACCGAGCAGCAGAUGACAGCGCUCGACGAACUUCGGGCGAACGUCGAUGACAUCCUGCGGCCUAGUCACGACGACUAUUUCCUGUUGCGGUGGCUAAGAGCUCGCAACUUCAAUGUCGCCCAAGCAGAAGCCAUGCUGCGAGAGAACCUACAAUGGCGCAAACAGAAUAACGUGGACACGAUACUGGAAGACUACGAACCUACAGAGGUCCUUAAAAAGUAUUACCCCGGAGGUCUCGUGGGUCACGACAAAGAAGGCUGUCCACUCUGGAUCAUUCCUUUCGGCUACACAGACAUCAAAGGCCUUUUCUAUUCUGUCAAGAAGUCUGAUUUCAUCAGACACAUUAUUCAGCAGCUUGAGUACAGCGCCCAGGAUAUGGCUGCGCAGACAGAAAAGCUCGGCCGGGUGAUAGAGAUGCACAGCUUCAUAUUCGACCUUGAAAACUUCAACCUAAAACAGAUUGCGUGGAAACCAGCUCUCGAUAUGAUCAUCAAUCUGGUCACAAUGUAUGAAGACCACUACCCCGAAAUGCUAAAGAAGGCCUACGUCAUAAAUGCUCCCAAGAUCUAUCCCAUCAUAUACAACAUGGUGAAGCCAUUCCUCAGCGAAGAGACGGCGAAGAAGAUACACGUGUUCGGCAAAGACAAGUGGAAAGAUGCCCUUCUACAAGACAUCGCCCCCGAAGAGCUGCCCGUGCACUGGGGCGGAACCAUGACGGGACCCGAUGGAGAUCCGAGGUGUACGCAUAUCGUGGGAGCGGGCGGCCCAGUGCCGUGCUCGUGCUACACGGCCCCUUCGAGGCGCCUCUCGUCGGACCAGAACCUGAAGAUGUGCGUGGUCGAGAAGAAGUCGGCCGUGCCACUGACGGUCGAGGUGACUGAAGCCGGCUCUAUCCUGCGCUGGGAGUUCCAGACCGAGAACUAUGACAUCGGAUUCGGCGUCUUCUUCGUGCCAGACUCGAUCGGCGCCGUGAACGGUGACGGCAGCGGCGACAUGCAGGAGCUGGUUGCCAUGCAGCGCGUUAACUGCCACCUGGUGCCCGAAGACGGCAUGCUCGUCUGCAGCGCGCCCGGAAAAUAUGUGUUGAAGUUCGACAACAGCUUCAGCUGGUACCGGAGCAAGAAGCUUCUCUACCACUACCAGGUGCUCCCGCCGACGCCGGCGUAAUCAAUGGACGGUUGCCUCAACAGCCGACUUUCCAACGGCUUAUUCUUCUUCAUGAUUCUCGUUUUUUUUCCCUCUCGUUUCUUUCCUUCGUGUGUAUUUUCGUGCUCGCGUCGGUUGACGUCGGCAAAACUAAUGUUCCGUAACUCCAUCCAGCAGUUAACAAUUGAUAGCUUGCACAUGACGUCAGGGACGCUGCUUCUUAAUGUACCAGUGCUACCAACACGGGCACUGUAAUGACGUCUAUAUGACGCAUUAAUCUGUUCAAACGUCGCAAAGAUGCGGCCGGAACAUUAUUGGUCUCUGAUCCUGAAUAACGACAGAGUUACACGUCAUGUGAUGUCAGUCGACCUUAAUGCGUGGCCACAAACCUAGCCUACCAUCAUACUGGUGCAACAACAUGGCGGCUUCGGUGACGUCAGGGCAAUCCAUCAAUAAGGCGGCAGAAGGCGAUGAAGGCAGGCUGUGAAUAUGAGCUUUUAACUCUUUGUAUAAGUUUUAGCUGUUUUAGAACACGGCUACUGCGCUUACAGCACGAGAAUAAAAAGAGUUAGCGUUAAAAACACUAACAAGCAUCGAGUGGAUGCAGGUAUAUAGGCGAAAUCUUAAACUGUCGAUAUAGUUAGCGUCUUGCGCAUGCAAGGAAGUAACUGAGCGGAAAUUACUUAGGAAGCUUGUAAGCUAUAACAGGGUCUUUCCGGCUAUAUCUAUAGAUGGUUAGUUCAAGGUCUAGUGUUUUCUCGUAGCGACAUGUUUUUUUAGCCUUAAGUUUGUCAAGCGUCAGAAAAAAAAACGGUUUCGUGCAUAGUUUAGUCCACCCGUUCUUUACAGUGGCACAGCACAUCGCAGCAACUUCGAAUAACCAUAUAAACUGCGGAAGAGCAUGAGGUU
Molecule: messenger RNA, 2292 nt
Organism: Rhipicephalus microplus (southern cattle tick)
Lineage: Eukaryota; Metazoa; Arthropoda; Arachnida; Ixodida; Ixodidae
Product: SEC14-like protein 2
Cellular component (GO): cytoplasm
Source: RefSeq, a predicted model, not a curated record